Molecule: messenger RNA, 6329 nt
Organism: Astyanax mexicanus (Mexican tetra)
Lineage: Eukaryota; Metazoa; Chordata; Actinopteri; Characiformes; Acestrorhamphidae
Gene: hoxc10a
Product: homeobox C10a
Exons: 3
Coding region: 111-1157 (348 amino acids)
Biological process (GO): regulation of transcription by RNA polymerase II
Cellular component (GO): nucleus
Molecular function (GO): RNA polymerase II cis-regulatory region sequence-specific DNA binding; DNA-binding transcription factor activity, RNA polymerase II-specific
Source: RefSeq, a predicted model, not a curated record
AUAUUUUCUCGCCCCCCCAAAAUAUGUCAGCGUCGUACUGUCCUAACCCUCUUAGACGUAAGCGGGAUUGCUUUAAAACAUAAAAAAAAAACACGCGCCCUCCGGCAAAUAUGUCAUGCCCGAACAACGUGGCAGCCGGGUCCUUUCUGAUGGACUCGCUGGUCGGGGGAACAUCGCCGUACAGGGGUGAGGGCUAUUCCACCACCAACCCCGGGAUGUAUAUGCAAGCGCCCGCAGAAUAUGGCUGUCAGAUGAUGAGGAAUGUGGGCAUCGUAGGUGCAACACCUCUCUCCAAGCGGGACGAGUUGCCGCCGAGCACGCUGCCGGUGAACGUCUAUCACCACCAUCACCAGCAGCAGCCGCACGCACAUUACCUGUCGCAGCGGGACGCCUGGACAGCGGGCUCCAAAACUUACAGGGGCGCGCAACCUGUUGCCCAGCCCCUGCACCCUUGCUCGUUCCCGGCCAGUCACGUCAAGGAGGAGGCUCUGCCCUGCCUGUACCAGGCAGACAUUGAUAGUCCCAAGGAAUCUGCAGAGGAGCCGUCUACGACUUACAUCCGCCUGGGGGACAAUGGCAGCCACUCGGAUAAAAGUGGCGUCUCCGCCUCCGAUUAUUUCCGAGGGAACCAGGUGUACGCCAGCGAGCAGGGGCAGCACGGAGACGGCUUUGCCUCGGACUUUAACCCGCUGCCCAGUUUAACGACACCAGUAGAGCCUCAGGCUACAGAUGUCUAUGGCAAAGACGGCAAAGCAAAAGAGGACGGAGCCAGGGAGGAGACCACCGCGGAGGAACAAGGCGCGGAAAAGAGGCAGCUCAGGAAGGAAGAGAGUGGGCCUAAGACAGACAGCUGUACAGAUGAAUCUGAGAGUGAACUGAAAGAUGAAGUAAAGCUGGAAAACACUACGGGAAACUGGCUGAAAGCUAAAAGUGGACGCAAGAAAAGGUGUCCCUACACAAAGCAUCAGACACUUGAGCUGGAGAAGGAGUUCUUGUUCAACAUGUACUUGACUCGAGAGCGCCGUCUGGAGAUCAGCAAGAGUAUCAACCUGACAGACAGACAGGUCAAGAUCUGGUUUCAGAACAGAAGGAUGAAACUGAAGAAGCUCAACAGAGAAAGUCGAGUCCGGGAGCUAACUGGCUAUAACUUCAACUAAAGCCAGAAUAAAACAAACAAACAAACAAACAAACAAACAAACAAACAAACAAUCAAGCAACAACAAACACAAAAAAUGAGCAACAUUUGGCGUUACCUGCAAGUUACCUCCACACUGAAACAAAUGGCGCUUGAAACAAAUUAAAAACAUUUAUCUGGUUCAGAUGUGAAUUUACACGUGAAUAAAAAUGGAUUGCAAUCAGGUUUAGCUUGAUGUUACACAUACGUGUUAUCUUAUAAGACUCAAAAUCACGUAAAUCCAAGUAUUUUUUUUUUCAGUGCAUUAUUUAUACAUCGCUCUCUCUGUCUCUCUUUCUUACUCUCUCUGUCCUUCUCUCUCUCAUACACAUAAAGUCCAUUACAGCACAAGACGGGGACUUGAAAAGCAACCUGGAAUUUGACAUUAAGGAACUCUUUUGAACGCAGAAUUAACAGAAUUGUUUUUUCAGCACCUCAGCACAGGCCUACCUGCACAAAGCCACAUAGUAAAAAAAGUCUAAAUAUGAUACCGGUGCAUAAUUGGUGCAAAAUGGUAGCUACCGGGAGUGUCUUGCUAAAAGCAGAAGUUGCUUUCUUAUUAGCCUGCCCAACAUGAGUUGUCCUUAUGUCUUAGAUUGCCGUGUUUGUCAGUUACGUGUGCCCUCAUCAUGGCGUAUUCUGUAUUUUGCAUGCCUAUUUGAUGUUUUGUCCAUUUGAUUUCUAAUCCGAGAUAUGAAUAAAAAGGGGGUUGGGAAAUCUAAUGUCCUGGUAUCUCCUUCCCCUUGGACAUCAUCUUUGGCAUUUCUAUUGAGAAAGAGAAAUAACGGUAAGGAGAGAAAGAGAGAGAGAAAGAGAGAUAGAAAGAGAGAGAGAGAAAGAGAGAGAGAAAUAUAGAACGUGUGUGAGAGAAGGAGAGCAAGAAAGAAAGAAAGAAGGAGAGAGAGAUAAAGAGUGAGAGAGAAAGAAAGAGAGAGAAAGUAGUUUGCGUGCGAGAGUGAGAGAAAGAUUGUAGCACUUCCAAUAAGAGUGGGAGACCCAUAACGUUGAUUUAAAUAUUAUCCAGGUGACCACAGUAAGUCAAGGUCAUAAAAUUGUAAUGUCAUGACGGUCCUGGAACAGCGCUGGGGGUGGAUUUUAUGAUCUGCAAAUAUAAUGUGCUGGUGCAGUAAAGAUGCAUUAAAAGCGCAGUGGAGGAGGGCUAAUCCACAUAACCGGGACUGCAACGCACCGGCCUCACUGGUGCGCUCUGCGGGCUGUCUGGCUGCUGUUGGAGGUUGUAAGCUUCCACAAUGGCUACUGAGAAGCACACGAAGCUAAGAGCUGUAUGGAUAUAUGAUAACGACAGUGACAAUAACAACAAUGACAGCGACGACGUCGACGGCCAUGAUAAAUGUGGGAAUCAUACUACAGAUAAACAGAACGUUUUGAGAGAAGAAUGAAAAGCUGUUUUGCGACGGGAGGAGACAGUCUGGAAUCCAAAGUCAUUUUCAUUCAGUUGAGUGAAUGGGGGUCUUCUCUGGAAUGCGUCACCAACAAAGAGUUUACAGCACACAAAAUGACUCCCACAGGACACUGCCGCGUAGCACACGGAUAUAGAUGCAAUUUCCUUCCAAUAGCCUGAGGCUUUGUAGCUCCCAAACACUGUAUAUUUUUUUGUCAGUGUGUGAUAUCACAGUGCAUGGUCAAGGCAUUAGCCUACUGAUCGUGACUUGGCAAAAUCUUAGCACUAGCUUUGGCCUAGUCGCGGAAGAAGCCAGUGCAUUACAAUACAAAGAGAAGAACGAGGUAAAAAUUAUUAACAUAUUAUAUGCAUCUUUUGCAAAAACAUUGUAAGUUUAAAUGUUUUUUGCAAAAACAUUUAAACUUAAGCAUAAACAUAUGCCAAACGAUUAUACAUAUUGCCAUGCAGUCAGGCUUAUAUUUACAUAUUAUAUUUGUGCCUGCACGACGCCAUGUUUUAAUAUCGAAAAAAAUAUUCCAAGAUUGUGUGUGUGUGUGUAAGCACACUAAAAAAAAGUAAAAAAAGAGUUAAAAACAAAGUACUUUCUUGUACUCAAAGGUACAGUUUUCCUUAUUGUACCUUCAACAGUAUAAUAUUGGUCUUUGCAGGAUCAGAUUUUCCCUCUAAAGUAAAAAGUCUUUCUAAACAGCAGGAAGUACAGAUUUGUACCAUUUAUCAGCCAAAAGGUACAUUCGGUAAUCUGUUUCACUGUACUAAUAAACAUGCAUAUUUUAAUUAUACGUUUUUCAUUUGAAAGCCAGACAAUUUUGAAUCAUAAAGUUCUUGAUACAUGUUUAAUUUAUGAUAAUGUUUAUAAUGUUUAUAAUCUUUAUUGGUGCAAAAAACAUAGGUACCAAAAAUGACUUACUUUGUUGUAGCUCAAUAUAAGGUACAGCCCCAGCGACACGCUCUGUACUCUUUUAAGUACAAAUCUGUACUUAUUUUUCUUAGUGUGUGUGUGUGUGUGUGUUAAACUAUUAUAUUUUCGGUAAAGAGGUCAAAUAAAAUCUGUUAACACAGAUAUAUCAUACAGUGGUAUAACAAACGGAGAAUUCUGGGUCAUACAUGUUUAUAUAAUUUGUGUUUCAGUUUGUGUAUUGCAAAUACAAUCUGAAUUAAAGAGACAGAAUUUCAUUUAGGAUUUUUUUUGUAGUGUUUAUUUGGCAUGGACGCACUAUUUGUAUUUUGAAUAGUCAAUGGCGUGACCUAACCUAAGUUUCUCAGGUCAAAUAACCUGAAGAAAUGUAGGGCCAAACGCAAUACGUUGUUCAACGUCUAUUUUGGAAUUGGAAACGAAGUAAGGAAUACAUUUAUGUGGUUAAGUAUACCUAUUUUGGACUAUACCAAUGUGUACUAUACCAAUCGUAAACAGUGCCUUAAAACGUGCUAGAUUAGACAUAGGGUUAAGGCCUAAGGACCAUCAUACACUUUCGUUUAUUUGUUUAUUCCUGUUACACACAAACUACAAUUGAGGUCAAAAAAAUGCAGGAAAUUGCAUGAUUAAUGUUGCACAGUUUUCCCCUCCCUCACAAUACACGAAUAGGUUGUUUAUUCCUACAAGCCUACACAUGCAACAUGUAACUAUGACAUAAAACCUCGUCCACUGAAUGUUACUUUCCCAUAUAUGGUUGUAGGUGCAUAUUUGAACGUGGCCCCUGCGCAGUUUUAGGUUAGGCUUAUUGUGCUAUUCUUAUGUCAAUUUAGUACAAUCUAGAUUCCUAGUGUCGCUUUUACUCAAAGGAUUGUUACUGGCCCUUGAAAUACGUACAUUGAUAUAAGUGUAUGUAACUGUAUGUGUGUCGUCUACUAUUAAACAGCAUUGUUUGAUAUUAUUCUGGUACUUCAUCAACUUUAUUUAAUUAAAUAAUAAUAAUUAUCCUGAUUAAGAAUAAGUGGACAAACCUAAUUAUAUGCUAAUUCUAAAUAAUAUGCGGAACGGUAUUUUACUUCUUCCUACUUUAAGUAGAACCAAUCUAGUAUUAACUGAUCUUAAUACCACGCAGCUUUACUUAAUAGCAAGUAACAAAUUAAUUAUCAUAUUUCAUAAAUUUCAGGAAAAAAAAAACAAUAAAUGUUAUAACCCAAAUGCAGAUCUUCAGGCCUUUCUCACGUGGAGAUUGAUUGUUAAACACCAUCCUAUUACUACUCGAUGUCUCGAAGCUAACAUUUCUUAAUAAGCAAUAGAUUUAUUUUAAGAAAAAGAGAGAAAUCAAAUUGAAUAUAUUGUAUCAAGGACAAUAAUGCUGAGUUAAUCAAGCCGCGCGUGUAGUAAUGUUGACACAUAAAGGGAGGUGCCGUGGUGUUUAACGACCUUUUUAAUCAUCGUCACCGUCGACUGGCAUCUGAAGGGUAAGCCAUGCUAAAGUGAGGAAAGUGUGAAUGCGCAUAAAACAUUUUUGUUUUGACUUUUUUUUAGCAUUUACAGAAAAUUAUUUCGUUUAACGUGUGUUAAUUACCUUGUACCGCUUUCAUAUUAUUAGCAGUAUGGGUAUAUAUUGCUGCUUUGAGUUAACAAAGAGCCAACAGCGUAGCCUGAGCAACCGGUCUUGCACAUAAUGUGCACAAACUUAUUCUUAAUCUUAAAAACAAAAUCAAAAUUUCUUGCUGUUGACGUCACUGUAAAAUGGCCGCUAGAUUAAAUAUGUUUGUGAAGCACAAGCAAACUUACCUACAGCUUUAUUAGUUAUGUAACCCAGUAGUUCUUAUGUGAAGUAAAAUAAAAAAUGUAAUACUUACUUUUCCUACAUUGAAGUUUGAAUAAACUCUACUGCAUGCUGUAUAAGUAUAUUACCUUUUAGCCAUGCAUUUUUUGGUAAAAGUGAUUUAUAAUUUCUUAAAUCUCAAACAAAAAACAGCUACCGAAGUUACAGUAAAGACUUUCCAAAAAUGUGUGCAGAACAGUAGCGAUAAACGUGCCGUUAACUUUGCUUACACAGAAGAAGACUGUCUAGCCGCACAUACGCUUGUGCAUGGCAAUGAGACGAGACUGCACAGAGAAUUGUCAACACUGCACCCACUUUAUGGCCUCCGUUUGAAACUCUACCUCACCAUAAAUAUUUAUUCUUAAAAAUGUUUUCUGUAAAAUACACACUCACGCUAGUUUAGGUGGUUCACAACACCGGCAGAUAUAAAAAUCACAAAAUAAAGUGCAAAAUUAAUAUGCAUUUAAAAUGAAUUUAAAUUAAAUUAGGCUGCAAUUCAAUGCAAGUAAUACCACAUUCGCUCUUGUACACAUUGACAUUUAAGUAGUGCGCCUAGCAUAUUUUUCACAUAUAUGAUUCAAAUAAUUGACGACGUAGCGUCACAAAAUUAAGCAUUCUGAAAAUAAUCUAAUUGUGAUAUAGAUACACACAUAUAUAUUAAUGAAUCAAUUUAAUCAAUCUUUGUUCUGUUAUUUAUUAUGGCACAGUAUACAAAUAACGUACACAUUUUUGCAUUAUGAAUUUUUUAUUUGUCUAAUACCCAACAUAAAUCCACUAAGCAAAUCGUUACACAGGAAAAUGAGAAACAACAUAAUAUUCGCCACUUCGUACAGACAACCAGAAGGUGAGGUUAAAAAAAACCCAAAAACAUUAGGAUUAAAUUUGGAAGGCAUGUGUAAAUCUGUACAGAUUCUGAGAACUCAUUAAAACCUUAAAUAUUAUAGGAAAUAUAUUUCUAUUAAAUAUCAGUCGCACUGACAUCCACGGUGUC